Messenger RNA from Penicillium vulpinum, 4434 nucleotides. RefSeq lists its product as uncharacterized. The transcript is spliced from 4 exons. The record is from RefSeq and is a predicted model, not a curated record. Bases 1 to 4434 code for a protein of 1477 amino acids. NCBI's taxonomy places the organism in Eukaryota, Fungi, Ascomycota, Eurotiomycetes, Eurotiales, Aspergillaceae. Gene Ontology annotation, cellular component: membrane. Gene Ontology annotation, biological process: transmembrane transport. Gene Ontology annotation, molecular function: ATP binding; ABC-type transporter activity; ATP hydrolysis activity.
AUGGAUUUGUCAGGAUGCGUGGACGACGUUUCCUUUGGCCCUACAGUCAAAGGUUGCCGCGGAAACUUCGACUUUACUCUGAAGUUUGAGAAAAUAAUUCUCUCGAUACUGCCAUCCGCUUUAUUUAUUGCAUUAUCAGUUCCUAGAGGCAUUUACCUCGCUCGAAGACCGGUAACAGUGCGCGGCGCAACAUUUCGAUUUACUAAGCUUGCAGCAACAGUAAUUUACGCAGUCUUGCGCCUUGUUCUCCUUAUUAUCAGCAGCAUUGAACCAUCCAAACUGCGUGACUUGUCCAUUACAGCCGACGUGCUUAGCUUUCUCACGGCAAUAAGUAUAUCUGUCCUGAGUUCCUUAGAGCAUUCUCGCUCGCCCCGGCCCUCUAUCUUGCUUAGCGCAUUUCUCUCCCUGACUGUCCUCUUUGAUAUUGCACAAGUGCGAUCUCUCUGGCUGCUGGCUCGGAGCUACAACGAGUUUACCUAUGUGAAACUCUUCACUGCGGCCAUCGCCUGGAAGGCUGUUCUAGUCUUAUUACAAUCACUGCACCACCAGGGAUCGCUAAUAUGGGACCGGAAAACACAUAGCCCCGAAGAAACCACCGGAUUGUAUGGACUAGCCAGCUUCUUCUGGCUCACUCCUCUCUUCUUGUCAGGAUACAAAAAAGUUCUGAGCUUAUCAGAUCUAUUUCCACUUGACAAGAGUGUGUCUGUGGAAGCCCUCAAAGCAUCUUUGUAUAUCAAGGACACUGGCUUCCACGGAGAUACCAAUGGCUUGACAAAAGCACUUACUCGCGCAUUAGCAGUCCCAAUUUUGUUGCCGGUGGCUCCUCGCAUCGCCCUGGUUGGAUUGACACUGUGUCAACCUUUGCUUAUUGAUGCUAUUUUGAACUUUCUCGAGGAGCCCAACACCUACUUGACUACCAAUAAGGGUUACGGUUUAAUCGGUGCUACCAUACUGGUCUACACAGGAAUGCCAAUUGCUACUGCUCUUUACUGGUAUCUACAUGAACGAGCCUUGUUUAUGACACGAGCACUUUUGGUUUCUGCGAUAUAUAACAAGACGAUUAAGGCACAGAUUUCGGCUGCAGAUGACUCGGCGGCUGUUACGCUUAUGAGCGUCGAUGUCGAAAGAAUUAGGAUGGGUCUCAUGCAGCUUCACGAGUUCUGGGCAAACCCCGUCCAGGUAGCUAUUGUGUGCUGGCUACUCCAGCGCCAGCUUGGCGCAGCGUUUGUGGCUCCCAUGGUGGUCGUCCUUAUUUGCAUCGUUUCCUCAAGUAUUCUAAUGCAUUUCAUUGGCCCAAGACAAAUGGCUUGGAUGAAAGGGAUUCAAAAGCGGAUCGGUCAUACAGCGAAUGUCAUUGGGAAUAUGAAGCAUUUAAAGAUAUCCGGGCUCACCGCACCUGUUGAAGAUUCAAUCCAAAAGCUGCGUCUUGAAGAGUUAAAGGCCGGGGGCAAGUUUCGUGCUUUUCUGGUGGGCUCUGUCGGAAUUGGUUUCACACCAGUUCUCCUGGGCCCUGUCUUUGCAUUUGCUCUCACAUCUCGAGAAGUGGAUGUUACGACUAUUUUUACUUCACUCUCCUAUCUCCAGCUUCUCUCAGGGCCACUAUCACAGCUAUUCCAAGUUGUUCCCCAGCUGCUUGCGGCAUUCUCAUGCCUAUCACGAGUACAGCUGUUCCUCGAGAAAGAACCUAGGCACGACUGUCGCCAGAUUGUGAGAACAGAUACAUCUGAGAAAGAGCAUUCGAGUGAGAACUUGCCAUCGAUUGUAGAAAUCAAGGACGCAGACUUUGGGUGGGAAAAGGAUACCUUGACUCUGAAGAACAUCAAUAUUUCCAUGUCCCAGGGCUUGAAUAUGAUUAUUGGCCCGGUUGCCUCUGGGAAGUCGACAUUCUGCAAAGCAUUACUUGGAGAAACUCCGAUUGCGCGUGGAGAAAUCUUCAUACGAACAAAAUAUCACAGGGUUGGAUAUUGCGAUCAAGUUCCCUUUCUUCCUAACGAAAGUAUUAUGGACACUAUCAUAGGCUUCUCAACCUUUGAUGAGAAAAGAUAUGCCAACGUUAUUGAAGCAACACUGCUCGCCCAGGACCUACCCCUUCUUCCUAAAGGAGAUCAAACCAUGAUCGGCAGUGAUGGACUCGCCCUUAGUGGUGGGCAGAAACAGCGAAUCUCACUUGCUAGAGCGUUGUAUCUGCAAUGCGAUUUGCUUAUUCUCGAUGAUGCACUUGGAGGACUGGAUGCAACCACAGAAGAACACAUUUUCAAUAAUGUUUUUGGUCCUUCAGGAAUCCUCAAGCAAAGAGAGACAGUCGUGAUACUUUGCACAAACGCUAUCCGGCAUCUUCCAUCAGCCGACUAUAUUGUUGCACUAGGAACUGACGGCACCGUCGUGGAGCAAGGUCGUUUUGAGGAUCUUGUUGCGAAUCACGGAUAUGUCCAUAGCCUCGGAUUCCAGGCUGACGACAACAGUAUAUCUCAUCCAACAACAACACCCAGGAUACCCCAGUCUGAUAUUGAGAUUCAAAUGGAGUCUAUUCAAGCUAGCACUACUGAAAGUGAAGUAUCCAUUGCUGAAACCAAUGGUAGCAAAUCGAGCAGAAACCUGGGUGACUUUUCCGUCUUCGCAUACUACUGCCGUAGCAUUGGUGCUUUUUGGCUCACCAGCUUCGUCUUGAUUGGUAUUCUUUGUGGAUUUCUUUCUAACUUCCCUGCAAUCUGGUUAAGUUAUUGGAGUACCGAUUCUUUCAAUCGAUCGAAGUCUUUCUACAUUGGUAUAUACGGUCUUUUCCAAUGUCUGGCCUUAGCUACAAUACUUAGCGAGGCGGCCAUCGGCAUGCUAUUGAUUAUUCGCAACUCUGGAUCACGUCUACACGAGAAAGCUCUGCGAACAGUUAUUUCUGCACCGCUGAGUUUCUUCUCUCAGACAGACACGGGCACAAUCACCAACCUUUUCUCCCAGGAUAUGACAUUUAUUGAUGGGGAGCUUCCACAGGCUUUGAUCAACACGUCCCUACAAACAUGGAUCGCAGUAGGAGGAGCAGCAGUAGUUGCAACAUCAUCUCCUUAUAUUGUUAUCACAUAUCCCUUCAUUCUAUCAAUUCUUUACGGAGUCCAGAGAUUCUAUCUUCGCACAUCUCGCCAGCUUCGGCUCUUGGAUCUAGAGGCAAAGAGCCCGCUCUAUACACACUUUUUGGAUACGAUCAAAGGCGCAGCCACUCUGCGAGCUUUUGGUUGGAUAGAGAACUCCGUCUCUGUAAACAAUGACCAUUUAGAUACCUCGCAACGCCCUGCCUAUCAGUUGAGCAUGAUACAGCGAUGGCUGGCAUUCGUACUCGACAUGAUCGUAGCGAUUAUUGCAUUGCUAGUGGUCACUCUUAUUACCCAACUUCGUCCCAGCACUGGUUUUACUGGUGCGAGUUUGGUGUCAAUUAUGACACUUGGCAAAACUUUGGCUAGUCUGGUGCAGAUGUACACGUUGCUGGAGACUUCAAUUGGGGCUGUCUCCCGCUUGAAGUCUUUUAGUGACAAGACUGUUCCGGAAGAUCUACCUGGCGAGACUAACCAGCCCCCCACUACAUGGCCAUUACGUGGUAGGAUCGAAGUCAAAAAUAUGUCUGCAGCAUACGGUGGUGCAGAGUCAACCGGGAACUCGGACACUCUUGCACUUCGAGACCUCACAUUCACGAUUGAAGCGGGGCAGAAAGUAGCAAUAUGCGGAAGAACAGGAAGUGGUAAAUCCUCCAUCAUUCUCCUCCUGCUACGCCUUUUAGACCCACUUGCUUCAUGCACCGGCGAGCUCACCAUUGACGAUGUUUCACUCCUGACGAUUGACCGCUCUACAUUGCGCCGGCGCAUUAUCGCAGUACCCCAGGAUUCAACAUUGUUCCCCGACGGCACUUCCUUCCGAAAAAAUCUCGAUCCAUUCGACACCGCGAACGAGGAGGAGUGCCAGGCGGUGCUCGAGAUGGCAGGUUUAUGGUCCUUGGUGUCUGAUCGUGGGGGUCUCAUGACCGGGCUAAGUGCCGAUGGGCUUAGCCAUGGCCAGAAGCAGUUGUUUAGUCUGGCAAGAGCGGUCCUACGCCGGCGAGUUCGGGCCCACUGUCUAGAUGCCGAGAUCGGGGAUGCUUACAUCAAGUCGCUUCCUUCCGCAACUCAGGUACCAGGUGAUACUGGUAUCAUUAUUCUUGACGAGGUCAACCGUGGUGUAGAUAUCGAGACACAGAACACCAUGCAGGACAUUAUAAGGUGCGAAUUUGCAGGAUACACUGUUGUUAUGGUCAGCCAUGGACUCGACAUGGUUAUGGAUUUUGACAAGGUUUUGGUUAUGGACGAAGGCAAGCUUGUGGAAGAGGGCUCGCCGAUGAAAUUGAGUAAGGAGGUAGGGAGUCGGUUUAGAGACCUAUGGAUGGUCGGAAAGCAUGAAAUCUCGACAUCCAAGUAG